Molecule: messenger RNA, 1087 nt
Organism: Phalaenopsis equestris
Lineage: Eukaryota; Viridiplantae; Streptophyta; Magnoliopsida; Asparagales; Orchidaceae
Product: proteasome subunit beta type-3
Exons: 7
Coding region: 231-845 (204 amino acids)
Biological process (GO): proteasome-mediated ubiquitin-dependent protein catabolic process
Cellular component (GO): proteasome core complex; proteasome core complex, beta-subunit complex
Source: RefSeq, a predicted model, not a curated record
ACCUAAACUAAUUUGUUUGAUAAUCUGGUUUGGAAAGUGGAAACAAAAGCACCCUUACGCUUCGGCUCGACCGGAUUCCGCCUGUGCUCACGAGGGUUCGGGGACGCACGCCACCCGCAAAUCGCCGCCCUCUUUCGUAUCGGCCAAGUAUACUCACCGAGCCGACGGCUUGAACAUAAACCAGCGAUUGCCUCACGCCUCGGCCUGUUGCACUGCUCCAGGCGACGCCGAUGUCGAUCUUCGAGUACAAUGGAAGCGCUUUGGUGGCGAUGGUGGGGAAAGACUGUUUUGCUAUUGCUAGUGAUCGGCGCCUCGGAGUUCAGCUCCAAACCAUCGCCACGGAUUUCAGGAGGAUUUAUAAGAUACAUGACAAGCUAUACAUCGGUCUUUCCGGCCUCGCCACCGACGCACAGACCCUGUAUCAAAGGCUGGUCUUUCGACACAAGCUGUAUCAGCUUCGUGAGGAGAGGGAUAUGAAACCGGAGACGUUUGCUAGUCUUGUAUCUGCUCUACUAUAUGAGAAAAGAUUUGGCCCAUAUUUUUGCCAACCAGUAAUUGCGGGAUUGGGAGAUGACAACAAACCUUUCAUUUGCACAAUGGAUUCCAUUGGUGCCAAGGAACUUGCGAAGGACUUUGUUGUUGCUGGAACAGCAGCCGAGUCACUCUAUGGUGCUUGUGAGUCCAUGUACAAGCCUGACAUGGAACCUGAAGAACUUUUUGAGAUUAUUUCACAAGCAUUACUAGCAUCUGUGGAUCGUGAUUGCUUAAGUGGAUGGGGUGGCCACGUCCUGCUUGUGACACCAACUGAAGUGCAGGAAAGGACACUAAAAGGAAGAAUGGAUUAAACUUGAUUGAUCUGUGGAAUAAUGAAUCCAAACGGUUACUUUUCUUCCCUACGAUGCCGCCUUUUUAGUUUAAAAAGAUUUGCCAAAAAACUUUCUGUUCUAUAAGAACGCAUCUUAUUAUCUGGGAUUCAGAUUUUCUGUUCUUCAGGUGUUCAUUUUGUACUGAAACUAUUCUGUUAAAUUUUUAUGCAUUUAGUUACGAUUUCUGUUUCUUUUUAUUUUAUUUUAUUUAUUUUUUAUCA